GUACACCUUGUGUUAAAGGUGGCUUCUCGAUCUGCCGCCGUCGCUGUAGUUAUGGCCUCCGAUUUAUUUUGUUUCCGGGUGGGAGACGGUCUGGACUGACGAAGCGAAGCGCCUGUCUUGACCGAGGGACGUAACGCAAUUACUGCAGAGAGUAUUUGAAGAUGUCCCUGAAAUAUGUGUCCCUGUCCGCCGGUGAUCAAGGGAACAGAGUGGCCUACCGCUCUUUUCACGGCAACCGCAGCCCGUCGGCCGUAGCGUUGGCGAUGGUCUCUGGAGACAGCUCUCUCGUGGCCAGACCUGAGGUGAUUCACCCAGGACCCACUCCUCGGCAGGCGAUGCGACCAAGCGUUCGUACCGAGAGCCAUUGGGUAACUGGUGGCGGCCGGGGUCUUACCCGCCUUAUAAGGGGAAGGGACUCUGAUGGCGGGAGCCGAGGCUACCAAGCCAGAUUCUCACCUUACCCGACACCUGGGGUUAAACAAGAUCUCUUAAGACGUGUACUGCAACAACGUCUGAUUGCGUUUGGAGGUUUCAUCGCAGCCCGAAUUUUGGCUUAAAAUGAAUAACUUUUCCGCCCCUCAAUUAGCUCGUUAACAAGGUCUCUCCAAAAUGCAAUGUUGGUGCAACCGCUGUUUUAUUUUUAGAGGGAUGUAUUUUAAGUGUGAUAAACAACGGCGUAGGGGUUCUGUUAAUAUAGCCUAGCACAGAGAAAAAUUGUACUAUUUCUUAAAUUCACAUGGUUUAUGCAGCCAAAAUAAUUAGUUCAGAAAGAGGCAGAAAAGAUUUAUUUUCUUAAGUACUUAGAAAGUCAAAAGCUGAGCUAAUCAAGCCACCCUUCCCUGAGGCCAGUAAUCCUUUUAUUCACCCUUUGUUCUUUCCAUUCCGACAACCGAUUCAAACUUCCUU
This is a messenger RNA of Choloepus didactylus (southern two-toed sloth), 906 nucleotides long. RefSeq lists its product as uncharacterized. The record is from RefSeq and is a predicted model, not a curated record. The transcript has a single exon. The coding region runs from base 162 to 557 and encodes 131 amino acids. Gene Ontology annotation, cellular component: nucleus. Lineage: Eukaryota; Metazoa; Chordata; Mammalia; Pilosa; Megalonychidae.